This is a messenger RNA of Maniola jurtina (meadow brown), 2084 nucleotides long. It is a transcript of the gene PolI, whose product is annotated as DNA polymerase iota. The record is from RefSeq and is a predicted model, not a curated record. Gene Ontology annotation, molecular function: DNA-directed DNA polymerase activity; damaged DNA binding. Gene Ontology annotation, biological process: translesion synthesis. Lineage: Eukaryota; Metazoa; Arthropoda; Insecta; Lepidoptera; Nymphalidae. The transcript is spliced from 2 exons. The coding region runs from base 140 to 1969 and encodes 609 amino acids.
CAUUGUUUCUGUUGAUGUGUCGUGAUUGUCCGACCUAAAAUAUCAAUAUUUUGGAAAUUAUGAAAUAAAAAUACUAAUUACUGAGAUAUAUUUCGUACUUAGUUACUAUUUAACUUAAUCUACAUUUAUAUGAUACAAUAUGGACGACAGGAACAUGGAAUCGAGCAGCUCAAUUUUACCUGAUGAUUCAAGCGACCAUUCUAAGAGCAUUAUACAUAUAGACGUUGAUUGUUUUUACGCUCAAGUAGAGAUGGUGCGGAAACCAGAACUUCAAUCCCUUCCACUUGGAAUUCAACAGAAAAAUAUCGUCGUUACCAGUAAUUACGAAGCUAGAAAGUACGGUAUACGGAAAUGCAUGCUCGUGUCAGACGCAUUGAAAGUAUGCCCAAAUUUAAAAUUAGUUAACGGCGAAGACUUACAAAACUACAGAGCAGCCUCAAACAAAAUAUUUUCACUUCUUCAAAGUUGGAAGUGUCCAGUCGAAAAGUUAGGGAUGGAUGAAAACUUUAUUGAUGUCACAAACUUAGUACAAGAAAAACAAAAAACCAUAAAUGUAACUGCCAUCACAGUUUCCGGUAAGGUGUAUAGUGAACCGAGCCUGGAGUGUAUUUGUGGUUGUCACGCCAGGUUAAAAAUAGCAUCACAAAUAGCUAAUGAAAUGAGGAACAAAAUUUAUGAUGAGUUAGGCUUCACAACGUGUGCUGGUAUAGCUCACAAUAAACUCUUGGCUAAACUAAUCUGUCCAUUCAACAAACCCAACGACCAAACUACUAUUUUCCCUGAACAUGGGGCCAGUUUUAUGUCUACAUUGCAAAGUGUUCGUUCUAUACCCAGUAUUGGAUCAAAAACUACUGAAACUCUUAUUUCUCAUAAAAUUAUAACCGUAAGUGAUUUACAAACAGUCCCCUUGGAUAUACUGAAAAAACAUUUCAGUGGAGACAUGGCUGUAAGACUGAAAGAUUUAAGUGUAGGGGAAGACAAUACUCCAGUUAAGCAAACAGGAAAGCCACAGAGUAUAGGCUUAGAGGAUAGCUUUAAGACUGUCAGUGUGAAGAGUGAGGUUGAAGAAAAAUUUGCUGCUUUGUUGCAAAGAUUGCUAAUAUUGGUUAGAGAAGAUGGGCGAAUACCUGUUUCACUCAGAGUCACUUUGAGGAAGAAAGAUGUGAAAAGGUUGAGCAGUCAUAGAGAGUCUAGACAGUGCCAGGUGUCUCCUUCCAUUUUCACUAUCACAAAUGGAACACUCACUGUCUCAGAGGUGGGCAAACAGAAAUUAAUGACCAUAAUAAUGAGAUUAUUUAACAAACUCAUUAACUUAUCAAAACCAUUCCAUUUAACUUUAGUGGGACUAGCUUUUACAAAGUUUCAGGAGCGCAUGACCGGGAGAAGUUCAAUUGUAAACUAUUUAAUGAAUGAUAUAUCUGUGCAGUCUGUUCUGAACAUUCAGAAUGAUUGUGAUACAUCAGCUUCAUCAAUGGAUUACUCUGCAGCAUCACCGAGCAGUAGUACAACUACUGACCUAUCUGAUGGUGAAGUGGAGCCAUCACCUAAGAAGCCUAAAAAAGUAAACUGGAUAGCAAAGAGGAGAUGUUUGUCCAAGGAAGAAGUUGCAUCACCCAGUAAAUUGAAAGUAGGCGAACUCAGACUGAACUCAAAAGAAUUGGAAAAGGUUUCAGAACUAAGAUUAAAUUCAAGGGAUAGAUCUCUCACACCUCGAGCGAGUCCAGCUAAAGAUAAUCUCUCAGAUACCUCAGAUACUAUGAAAGACAUUGCAGAGGGAGGUAAUUUUGACGAUUGUCCCAGUUAUGUUGAUAAGGAGGUUUUUAAUGCUCUGCCUGAUGAGAUGCAACAAGAGCUCAAGGCUAUGUGGAAGAAUCCCUCCAGCUCAGAGGUGGUGCCCAGAAGUAGUCCCAGAACCAUGAACAAAGCAAAACCCAACUCAAUCUUGAAAUAUUUUGUUCCACACAAAUAGUAUUAGUAAGAAUUUAUCUUGUUAAUUAAUUAUGUUAGUAAUAAGUGAAUGGUUUCUAUUUUUUCAAAUCAUACAAUUUUUAUUCAGCUGAUCAAAUACAUGUUUAUGUUAUAAA